Messenger RNA from Alosa sapidissima (American shad), 8908 nucleotides. RefSeq names its product RNA binding motif protein 33a (gene rbm33a). The record is from RefSeq and is a predicted model, not a curated record. Bases 162 to 4055 code for a protein of 1297 amino acids. NCBI's taxonomy places the organism in Eukaryota, Metazoa, Chordata, Actinopteri, Clupeiformes, Clupeidae. Gene Ontology annotation, molecular function: RNA binding. The transcript has 19 exons.
UUGGGCGACCUACUGUCGCCAUGUUUCUGUACUUUGAGUAAACAGGUUUUCAUAAAAACAAGUCACGUCAGGAUUUUGGGAAAAACUGUUACAUCCAGUCUAAUUUAAAUGCAUCCUGUAUUUCAAUCCAGUUUCCAUCACUGAAGAAUUUCUCUUGUGUUAUGGCGGCACAUGCCGGAGAUGAUGACUUUGACGAAUAUGAUAAGCCAGGUGCAGAGAGAUCUCGGAGGAGAAGAGGAGAAGAUGAUGAUCUUGACAGUGACCUUGAAGAGGACCUGCUGGAGGAAGACUGGACAAACAAAAAGAACCCCUCAGAGCUCUCAGACGAGGAGCUUAAUGACGACCUCUUGCAGAGUGACGAGGAAGAAGGGAAUGUCAGUGGUCAGGGUGCCUCUGUUAGUCUAAAUGCCACACUGGGCCUCAGCUCAACCUUUGAUGCGGAAGAGAGGAGCUAUGGAGGGAAUGCUGGAGAGGGAGUGGGCUACGGCGAGGGAGAGCAGGGGUACGCUGGGGACUAUGAAGGGAACGAGGGAGGCAUGGACUAUUCCAGUGAGCAGGCAGGUGGGGACGGAGCUUACCUGGAUGAGGUGCUGGACCUGCAGAUCGAUGAGCCGCUAGAUGACGAGUUUCAAGUCGAUGAUUACUCCGCUGGGUACGGAGAACAGGGGAUGGCCGAGCAGAGAGACCAACAGGAAGAGGCCGUGGACGAGCAGGAGGCAGAGGCUGGGCAGGCCCAGGAAGAAGAGGAGCAGGAGCCGGAGCCGGAGCAAGACGACUCCCAGGCCUUCGAUGGGGACGAGGCUGAGAAUGAGCCUGAGCAGGAGGAGGAGGAGGUGAAGGAAGAGUCAGACGAGGAGGAUGAUGACGACGAAGAGUCUGGCCGGCUACGCUUUAAGACCGAGCGCAAGGACGCAACAGUGGUGCGUCUGUCUGAUGCAGCCAGGAAGAGGAGGAACAUUCCAGAAACAUUAGAGUUGUCAGAAGAGGCCAAGGCCAACCUGCGGGAGAUGGAGGAGAGGGAGAGGCAGCGCAAGUUUGGAGGCCGGGGGCGAGGCUUCCGAGGAGGCCCUGGCGGACGGGGCAUGGGCAUGGGCAUGGGAGGACGAGGGAUGUCCAUGGGAGGAAGAGGCGGUAGAGGCGGCUUCCCCAACUUCGGAAUGGGCGACUUUGGUGGUGGCCGCGGAGGGCGCAUGAACGACCAGAGGCCACCACUCAUGCACCUGGGCAUGCAGAACCGUAUGCCCCUGCCUCACCUCCUCCUCCAGCAGCAGCAGCAGCAGCAGCAGAGGCAGUCUGGUCCGCGGGGAGGCCCAGGGGGCGGCCCAGGGGGCGGCGGGGGGUUCCUGGACGUGGGCGAGCCUCUGGUGCAGCAGCCCCUGCAGCCGCUGCUGCCCCCCCACCUGUCCCAGCGCUCGCCCCUGCGCUCCCACCUGGACACCCCGCAACGCAUACUCAGCCCCCCGGGGCCCCCCCACUCGCAGCAGCUACCGCCGCAGCAUCAACAUCAGCACCAUCACCAACAGCAACAACAGCAGCAGCAGCAUCAGCAGCAGCAUCCUCAGCAGCACCCUCAGCAGCACCAUCCACCGCAGCAGCAGCACCACCAACAGCAGCAGCAGCAGCCCAAGAACAUCCACAUCAACCCCCACUUCAGAGGGCCCUCCUCCUCACCUGUGCAAGUGCCCUUGGUGCCUCCGACUCAGAACCAACCCCGACCUGCGGUGGGUCCCCAGAGAUUUCCAGGCCCGCCAGACUUCCAGCAGCACCACCCAGGGAAUUUCGGGCAGCCCCAGAGACCCCCUCACCCCCCAGAGCCCUGGAGGGGGCCACCACCCCCUCACCAAGACAGAGAACCUUUCUUCCUCGGAGAGCCACGCUUCCCCGGGCAGCACUUGUUUGACCAGCCAAAUCCUUCCCAACUCAUGAACAACAACAACGCCCACCCCAUGCCAGGGCAGGGGCCCCUGUCCUUCCCCCAGCCUGGUCAGGGACCCGGCGGCCCUGGGUUUGGCCCUCUGGGGCCUGGGCAGGGCCAGGGACCGCUCGGUGCUCUGUUCCAGAGAGAGCCACCGCCCCGGCAAGGCCUCCCACCACAGCACGGCGGCCCCCCCGGCCCUCCGGGGCCCAGACCCUUCUUAGGCAACCGGCAGGCCUUCCCACCACAGCAGCAGGGCCCCAUCUUCAACUCCCAGCACAUGCCGUUUGGGCUACAGGUACGGCCGAGAGGUUUGAUGGGUCAGCCCCAGCUCCUGGACUCCCCGCUCUCCCAUCAGCCCCUGCAUCAGCAGCAGCACCACCGGCAGGACCAGGGGCCCCCCCAUCAGCACCAGGGCCCCCCCCAGCAGCACCAGCACCAGCAGCACCCCGGGGACCCCCUGCCCCUCAUGCACUUGGGCCAGCAGGGCUUCCGCCAGCAGCAGCAGCAGAUGCAGCACAUGCACGGCGGCCCGCGGCAGAUGCAGCACCGCCCGCAGAACCCACAGCAGGGCAACGCCCAUUCCAGACCACGCAUGAGCCCCCCGUCACCCAUGCAGCAGAUGCAGGCUCUCUCUCAGCGCAACAGCAACCUGCGUGAGCUGCCCAUUGCCCAGGGCAACUUCGGUAACAACAACAACAACAACAUCUCGCAGUCGCCCAACAGAGGAGGGCACCAGCAGCAGCGGCCCAUGGGCAGAGGGAUGCAGGGCCUGGGCGGGCACCAGGGCCCCAACGGCCAGAAUGCCCGCGGGGGUCUGGGCGGCAGAGGGCUAGGGCCCGGCCGAGGCCAGGGUGUGGGCCGAGGGCAGCCGGUGCCAGAGAGGACAGUGGUGAGCAAGACCCCAGCAGAGACGCCCCCAGCACCACCCCCUCAGGUGGACCCUGACGAGGACGAGGAGACGCGUCAGUACCGCCUGAAGCUGGAGGAGCAGAAGCGUCUGCGCGAGAAGAUCCUCAAGCAGAAGGAGGAGCGACGCCAGAUGCAGGCCGGCAUGCGCAAGCGAGAGCUGCUGCAGCGCAUCAGCGCCCAGAACCCCCAGAACCAGACGCCCAACCAGCCCAACCAACCCCCCCAGCAGCAGCAGCAGCAGCAGAAACCCCCACCCCCCCAACCAGCCCUCACGCCUCAGGCUCCACAGCCGAUCCCCGCUCUCCCUGCCAACGGAGCCCUGCAGACCCAGCCCUCCAUCCCCACCGUGCCCCGGCCCAACGUCAAGACCCGCCUGCAGAUGGCUAAGCCGCAGCCCCAGCCUGGCGCCGCCCAGCAGAACAGUGGGCCAAAUCCCGGCCAGCAGAGCCAGUGGCAUCAGCAGCAGCAGCAGCUGCAGCAACAACAACAGCAGCAGCAGAGGAGGGGGAUGAAUCAACAGAACACCCAGGGCCCCAUGGGGAACAUGCCCAGGCAGGGUGCCCCGAUGGAGGGGACGUUUCCAGGCCAGCCCCAGGCUCCGGGGCCCAGGCCUGGAGGGAAGCGGACAGUCAUGCAGAGGCAAAACAGUACGGGCUCUCCUCAGCUCCCUCAGAAAGUUCGGGUGGUCAAGCUCUGCGCAGGGGUCGCCGACACUCCUGACACAGCUGUCCCAGUGGAGCAGCCACAGCCCAUCGGGCGACUCCCCCCACAGCCACGCCAGCUCCCCAUCCGAAAGGUCACCAUGGGAACAGGCGGGCAGCAGCAGCAGCAUCCCCCGGGACAGGGAGGCAGGGGCCUCCCACAACCCAACAGGGUGGUGAUGCCAGGGAGAGGCAGAGGCCGCGGUGCUCGCGGGGGUCGUAUGAUGGCCACCAGGCAGAGCGGGCGUGUUCAGGAGGAGCGCACCACGGUCUCCAUCGAGGGCCUGUCCACCUCCACCACAGAGAAGCAGCUCCGGAACCUGCUGCAGUCCAUUGGGCCCAUCCAGAUGUUCGAGAUGGUGCCCCAGCAGAGGAAGGCCGUUGCCAAGUUCAUCAACCCACAGCAUGCCCAGAGCUUCCAGCACAGUUUCCACAGAAAGCCCAUGUCUCACUCCGAACUCCUCGAAAAUCACCACAGGCACAUGAUCGAUCUGUCUCACAUUGACGUGUCCAUCAUCGACGGCUGAGACGAGAGCAGCGGCUCACCCAGAGACGAGAGGAGAGGAGACGAGUGGAGACGUGGGGGGGAUUUGGAUGGAUGGUGUCGGGUCGAGGGAAGAGGAGAGCGUUCCGGAGGGCGCAAACUAACACUAGCAUGUCGGGCUCUGCUGUAAAGGAGGGGAGAAAUGGCACCCCACCUCAGACAAACGCACCUCUCUGAUACGGGAGAACUUUCUGUCACCCAGCGACAAUGGAGCGCCGAUUCUGACUGACCGCGUCCAGACCACUUGAGAAAACAAGAGCCGAAUAAACAAACUGGGUUACGUCUCCAAUGUGUUCAUUACAGUGAAUGCCCUCAUGCGGAGGAGACUGGAGUUGUGUUUCUAGCCUGGUUUUUGUUACGUUGGCACCAGUUGUUUUCGAUGCCAUUGGCAAGAAAGAGACUUGAGGAUUCAGAGUUUAGUCACAGCUACACCACCAACAAACACAUACCAACAACACCAACAGCACCAAACAGUCGACACCUGGUAAUGGUUGCACCCCGCUCCUGUCAUAGCCAUUCUUAGUAAAAACCUGUAGAUUGCAGUUGUUGUAACUCUCAAAUGUCCCAUGAAAUAGAAGUCUCUCCCGCUAUUACAUUCUUGAUGCCUUUAGUACUUUGAACCACAGCCUUGAGUUGUUCGUCCUCUACGGUAGUGCUAUUUAUCACCUGUAGGGGGUGGUGUCUGACCACAAAUCUCUUGUCCAUAGUCAGGAUGUCUGUGUGAGGCCCCAUUAUAGCUUUUUUUCACUGGACUAACAGCACUACCUACUGGAGAACAUGAUUCGAGAAGCAGUCUUUUCAGUGACCACUAUAUUUAACAACCCUCUCUCUCUGAGUAAGAACUGCUUGAUGUUUCAGUAUGGGAACACUAGCAUAUGAUCUUGAGUUUUAGUCCACAGGCUGGCUUUGGCAUAAUACUGGCAUUGUUAUCUAUCGCUGAUGAUUUCACAAUUGAUUGCCGUGUAACAGUUACUUUGGUCUAUUUUGGGGGCAAUUUAUAUCGUUGACUGAGCAGCUGAGAUCAUUUGCCUUUUCAUGAAUGGCCUUCUCAUAACAAGAUACUAGAUUAUUGUAGUGACACAAACACUGGCACGUCAAAACAUUUUAAUGACACACUUUGGUUUUGUUUUUACUUCUUUUAGUACUUAGUUAUUGUUUUAUGCACAGGCUGAAGGGAAUGUCACACUGAGAACGUACAGAGGACGUCAUACCGUAAGAAAGUGUAAAAACACUAAUUUGAGAGAUGAGAUCUCCAAAGUGAUUAAGGCUCUUUAUACCAGUUUGAGUUUUUCAUGUGGUCAAUGUCUUUGUCUGAACAGCCCCUUUAAGCUUGUUUAUCAUUUUGACGUCUUAGAUUUUGGUUAGCGGUUUCGGGUGUGGGAGUGUGCGGUUGAUGGCUAGCUGUAGUUUUCUGAUUGCAGUGGUCGGUGGGUUAGGCUGGGCUUUGCUUUGCUGUGUUGAGUUUGUGUUCUGUUGCCCCUGUGUGGAGGACGGCAUCCCUGUGGCUGUGCACUGGCUGUGUGCAUAGUUGGAAAUACUGCAGAGGUGUUAUAAAAGUGAUCUAAUAUAUCACUGGAUUGGCUUUGAGAUUAUGAUGUUUAUUUCGGCAAAUCAGUGAUGCACAUUCUACUGUGUGUUCGGUCAAUUUAUAAUGUCGGACUUUCCUCCUCAUGGCGUUCUAGAGUUUCGGAGUAUUUACAUUUGUAUACGAAGUACAUACAACCCCUUCAUGUGUACAGCUCUACAGAGCUGCUCUAUCUCUUUGCAUUUGCAGUUUCCCUUGUUGACCUCAUUAUUCUUUGCAUACAUGCAUUGAUAUUCACAACAUGAUAUGUAUGGUAGUUUUUCUCUGCUAGUUGCAGUUGUGUCCCUCCACUUUACACAAAUUUCUGUUGAUUAUAAACAAAUCCCUGGCAUCAAAACAACACAUUGAGAUUCAUUCACAUAGAAGGAGAUGUUAAAAUUGUAAUAACCUGUAAAGUACUAUAGUAAAUGAUCAAAAGAGAAUCACCCCUUCCCCAGUUUACGCAUCCCAGCCUUCAGUUAGUCUGACUAUGUUGGCCAUCAUAAAUAUGUUUAUAUUAUAAGGAGGAAACAACAUUUAGCCCCCCCCCCCCCCCCCCCUCCAGACACAAAAUCUCUGUUUGACUGUGAGGAAGGAGUAUGUCGUUUUCUAAACAGUGGGAGCAACCAUUAUCUGUGUGUCGGUGAUCAUGUACAUAUUGAACAGUACACGAGUCAGGUAACCCUUUUUUUGUUUUGAUUCAUUUUUACUAGUAUUAUGUUUACCGCGGUGGUUCCGGAGUUUUUUUGCGCAGUGUACAUAGUAGGACCUAAAGACUUCAAUUUAUGUGCUGCAAACACAUCCAACCACCCAUUCUCCACGUAUACAUAAAGAUUAAUGUCAGUAGCUUCGACAUUUUAGAUGUGUUUUGUUUGUAUCUAGGACAUUGAGGCCUUGGUUUCUUCAUGAGUUCAAGCUUCAUUGAAAGCAUUUUUAAUGUAAAAAAAAUAAAACAUGGUCAUGUAUAUACCAUAUGAUUAUGGGUACGUGAAGCCAUUGAACCACUAUUUUACUAUUCUCUGUGUGAUGUCAUUGUUGGUUGACCAUGACGGUGACGAUGGUGCCUAUGGUGAUGCCCUACUGAGUUGGUCCAGUUUUAUUGCAUUUUAUUUUGAUGUUCUCCGAAGUGUCUAUCGCCCUUUUCUUGGCUUGAUGUGUGUGUGUGUGUGUGUGUGUGUGUGUGUUUGUGUGUUUGUUUGUGAAUGUUGUUUGUGUGUGUGUGUGCGCAUGUCUGUGGUUGUAUGUGUUAUACCUAUGAAUUGCUCUUCAAUAUGCAUUUAUUUUGAAAACUAAUUGAUUGUAGAAAGAGAAUAUGAGGGUGCAUUAUGUUGUAUAAGGUAUUAUUUUGCUUAGUAGCUUGUAUCAAGCAUUUGAAGCUGCUCUUGCACAUUUUUUUACAGAAAUAUUGCCAAAACUUGAAUGACAAGUUCUCUUAAGCUUUUAACCAUGAACUGUAUUCUGCUGUGUGUGGUGAACUUGUACAUUGCUGUUGGCUCUACUGAGUACAAGAGUAUAAAAAAGUAGUCGAGGUGUAAUUAGCAAGAAAGUUCUACAUCUGUAGAUACAUCUACAGUAACGUUUACGGUUGUUGUUUUUUAAAAAGAAGUAUAUUUUUGAGUCUUAUUCACUGAAUCAAGUCAGUGGAGGUAAUGUUGCUGUAAAACAGUUGAAGAAAUAUCGAGGUUUGGAAUGUUCGUGGUUAAUACCGCAAAAUCCUGGACCUGACAAUAUCCCUAAAAACAAUUUUUAUUUUCCAUGUUUGUCAUUUAUGUUAUUUAUUGUUUUUUUUUUUUUGCUUUUUUUUCUAGUUUUCUUACAAUGCUUUAUAAGUUACUGCAUUUUUUAUACAUGAAGGUUAAGUGACGUUUUCACAUUUAGAUGAAGCACUGAUGAAUGCUCUGUAUGUUUUUGCAUGCUUGAAGCACUUUAAUUGCAAAUCCUGUGGAUUUGAAAAAGUAGCAGCUGCACUGAUCGGUCACGAGUAGCCUACCAAUUCAUGAGAUCUUGUCUUAUGUUUUAAACCCAGGUCCAUAUUGGACUUUAGAGUAUCUUUUUGUAAAGGUAUUUUAAGUAUACUUUGGGAGGACCUUACAUGACCUUCCCUAGUAGAGACCAAAUGUAGGGGUGUACUAUGUGUAGAAGAAUGGGCAAAAUCUUUUUUUUUUUUUUUUUUUUUUUUCAAUUUUGGGUGCAAUGGUUAUUUUUACAAGGUUCAAGAAAAUCUGGUUCAGAGGUCCCUGAUGCACAUAAUGUUGAGGAUGUUGAUCUGCUUUUUGACACUUGAACCAGAUUUUUUUUGGACACAGUGGUCCUCCUUUUAAAGUUUCUGUGUCAUCUGUAUUUGAUUUUUUUUUUUUUUUUUGCUUAUCCAGGUGUCAAAGCAUGGAUGAUGGCCGUCUUUAACGUUCUCCGAUUUUUGUUCCAGGAAACGGGACAAGAUGGAAACCUUUCUCACUAACAACAAGCAAGUCUGUUUUGUUUGCAGGUUCCUGGCUUGAGUUUGGACGGGACUUGUGUUAACUAAUGGAUUUACUACUUUUAAAACAUGCUUAAUGGUUUUAUUGUGCCUCUCAAUAUCCUCUACAUCUAAACCUCAUUUCUUUAUGCUGUCCUCUUUUCUUUACCUCUCUCUCUCUCUCUCUCUCUCUCUCUCUCUCUCUCUCUCUCUCUCUCUCUGUCCCUUCUGGUUCUUGUCAAUGCAUUGUGUUGCAUCGCUGCUGUUUGCUGCUGGUGAAUAAACCUAACCCUUCUGUUAUUGAGCAGGCAAGGCCAGCUUCCUGGAUUUCCUUUGUUUCUUAGCCUGAGCCAGAGAGCCACACAGCUUUGAGACAGCUUUGAGACAGCUUUGAGACAUCGUGGUUCACACACAAUGAAAGACUUACCCCUGAAAAACAAAAAAACAAAAUUCCACCUUUUGUAUACUGGCCUGACAGUGUUGUCAGACAUGCACUUCUCAGUGUUUGACAAAUACAAGAAAGUCUGAAGUUUUUACUGAGUAUAGAAUUGACUGUCCUGAAGAAUUUCAGACAAACUACUUAUUCAAAUUGUGUAACCUCACAUAGACCUGUUUUGUUUUUUUGACUUGUGAUGCUCAUCUGUCGACAUACAAAACAAACUGUCAAAACUGCAACAGUGUGAAAAAGUACCUUUUGUUCUGAAUAUUUCAUGUUUAAUGUAUGUUACUCUGACCAAAAUCAAAACUGAUGUCUGAGAACUCUGAUCCCAUUUGGGUUUUUGUCUUAUAAUGCUGGAAAAAAAUAAACAUGUUUCAC